AUGAAUCCAGGUCCCUUAAAACGGCCGCGAUCCGGGGUGGGUGGGGUGGCGUGGCAAAGCCACCAACAGCCUCUAUGCCGUGCUUCGGCCCGAGGAGGCGGCGAAGGUGACGGGAAGAGCGGAGGGGCGGCUACAAGUCUGACUUCCCGACCUCUCGUAAGCAAGAAACCCGGGUGGGAGAGGAAGAGGCGUAGGAGAAAGGGGUGGGUGCGGGGCAGGGUCCGGAGCCCAGCAGAGGAGGAGCCGGGGCCUAGUCGGCGCUAUGCCGGCGUCACCAGGGCAAAGAAAGUUAAGGCUAUUCUGUGUCGGCCCCUGACGCCACUGUACACUCCGCCUUCCAGCGCGCUCCCGCACGCGCCCGCCCAGCCACCGCCACCACGCGCCCGCUGGUCACUCAAGCCAACCAAGGCCUGUAUUUCCCCUCUUACCCGGCCGGCCAAGUGGGCCGGCCUCCCUUCCCUUCCCCUAGCCGUCCACACCCACGCGUACAGAGGGGCCGGGGCCUCCCUCAAGCUGCGGCCUCGGCCUCCUCCCCGCGCGGCAGCUGGUGCCUCCCCGGCCCUACGGGGCUCACGCGCACGACACAGCCACAAGAUGUCCGCUCUGACGGAACUACUGCCAGCUGCCACGCUCCGCCCCUCCCCCCUCCUCCUGCCUCUUCACCGCCGCGUAUCAGUCCGCCAACGCCGCCGUCGCGAGCACAGGACGAAUCUAAGGGUGAAGGGGGACCGUUUACUUCCUACGUCCAGAGCCGAGUUUAUGCUACCCCCUUUUCCUUCUUUUCGGAACAGCACCUUCUUACUAAACAGAUCGGAGAUUGGACUGGGAGGGCGGGGGCCGGAGGCGGGUCAUGGGCUGGGGGGAAGGGUGGACGAACGGCGGAAACCCUCAGACUCAGAGAAGCAUCGAGAACCGGAAGGAGACCAUGGGAGGAAGAAGCCGGUAUACAAGAGUGUUAGGAAACAUUCCUAUAGACCCGAAGGGAACUCAUAGUAUCCAGGAGGUCCCUAAAGAAAAGUCCCAGAUAAGCCAAGUUGUAUUACCCUCAUCUAAACAAGCUUCAGUAUGAAAAGGAACAUCUUAAUGCUCUGAAUUAACAAAGCACAGCAGACUGGGACAAAUUUGAGUUCAGAGUUCUUUACUUUUUUUGGGCCACAGACCAUUUUGGCAGUCUGGUGAAGCCAUUGACUCUUCUCAAAAUGUUUUUAAAUGUAUAAAAUAAAAUUCAUAGCAACAGUUGUAAUGUGAUAUAAAGUAUCUCAUUCCUAUUGGUGAUAUGAUACCUAUAUCUAUUUGCUGCUUACAUUAAAAAAUGGAAGAAAAUGCUACAUUUCAGUUUGAGAUUAGUAAAAAUAAAGCAAUUUUUUCCCCAA
Molecule: messenger RNA, 1373 nt
Organism: Suricata suricatta (meerkat)
Lineage: Eukaryota; Metazoa; Chordata; Mammalia; Carnivora; Herpestidae
Exons: 4
Coding region: 1-993 (330 amino acids)
Source: RefSeq, a predicted model, not a curated record